This is a messenger RNA of Haliotis rufescens (red abalone), 5585 nucleotides long. RefSeq names its product lysine-specific demethylase 9-like. Bases 179 to 3361 code for a protein of 1060 amino acids. The record is from RefSeq and is a predicted model, not a curated record. Lineage: Eukaryota; Metazoa; Mollusca; Gastropoda; Lepetellida; Haliotidae. The transcript has 9 exons.
AUUGUGAAACUAAUUACAAAAAAAAAUCGAAUUGUAAGUAGUCGUACGGAGAUAGUACAAUUAAGAAGCGUGCCUACCUCGUCAUCAGUUACUGCGUUGGCCGCGAAACUCAAAGUUUUGAACACAAGAAAUACUCAAUUGAUGAUACAGAAAGGGAUUACAUGUAUUAUUGAACAAGAUGUUCAGGUUCCUGCGUCGUGAAAACCUGGUGAAGCAGUCCCAGCAGAGUAUCUCCUGCCCCGCUAUCAACUCUCCACAGAAGGAUGGGGCCACACCAUCAGAGUCCAGCUCGGAGUCAGAUGGUGAGAUUGCUGAGGUGAGUCGCAAACAGAGAAUGUUCGCCCGCAAGUCAAUCAGGCGAGACCGCAAAAAACAGAAGGAACAGCAGAAGAAGAUAGAGAACAACAUGAUAUCCAUGGAGGACUAUCUGAGCAAGCAAGCAGAGUUCAAAAUGUGGCUGAAAGAAGAGAAGCAAAAGACAGCUGCUGACCUGAAGUCCCCAAAGUUGAAGACGUACUUCAAAGAUUUCAUGAAACUAUGGAACAAGAAAAAGCUGCCACAGAAAUACUACCGUGGCUCCACUGGCACAGACACACCGCCGCCAUCUCGUAACCAGCAGAGGUUCAGCUUUGUGGAGGGGUCUCCCUUCUCCGACAUCCCUGGCUUCCAUCACCCCAUUGACCUGAGCCUAGAGGGCGCUGUGCUGCUUGACUCUCCGUUCUCCACGUUUGGCAAAUCUCCAGGGGACCCCCUCACACCUCAAUCAACACCACGGAUCAUCAAACUGCCAGACAUCAAGGACUCGGGUGCCGUGGACAAAGAGAACAGUUCUACAGAUGGCAACAUACAAAAGAACAAUCCUGAACCUGUGUCUGAGAAAAAGAAGAAGAAGAGUAAGGGUACAACUCCCAAAAAAUCAAAACUGAAGAACGACAAUCCCUACAAGGUUACGGUGUUGUCAUGGACAUCUAAAGGAGAACUCAAUGUAUCCCCGGCCAGCCCAGCAUCAGAGGAAAAACAAGGCAAGAAGAAAUCCUCAAAACCUAAGCCCCCUAAGCGGACCAGCCAGUCUACCAAGGUGAGGCUGGACACCUCCGUUCCCUACGAGGAGGUGAAGGAUGCCAACCCUUUAGAGAUCUCCGACUACGAUCCUCUGUAUGCAGACCCAGACCCAUUCUUCAGUGGGAGUCUAUCAGUAUCAAGGUCAAAGAGUCUGGACUCCGGCCUUCAUGUCGACAGUCCUCGUCCAGUGACUGAUGGCUGUAAGAGUGUGGAAGAGAUAUAUGCUGUGCCGGUCAAGAAGAAGCGGAUGUCUGCUGAGAAGGGAAAGGUAGUUGAGGAGGUAACAUCGCCACCUCCUCCUCUGCCUCCAAAACGGAAGUCACCUCUGGAGACCUGGCCGUACCAGGUGAUUAAUAAUGCUGAAGAAGCUCCCGUGUUCUCGAUCAAGAAAAAUGGCCAUGAGUUCACAUCUCCAGCAAAAAUAAGCAAUGGAUCUAAAUCUGUGUUCAGUCCUCAAAAGAUGGAAAGUCCCAUGAGGAUGGCAGUGUCCAUGCCUGAUCUGUGUGAUCCUAAACUAGAUGAAAAAGAAGAUGUAGACUCUUCCUCCUCCUCAUCUGAUGAAGAAUCUGAGCCAGAGUCUUUCGAGAUAAAGGUGAAGAUUCUGGAUCCUGAAGUCCAAGCAUUUCUUGAUGAAGAUCUGUCUACCCUACCCCCACCUCCUGACCUGGUGUCAGACAUCUAUCCCCCAGUCAGACUCUCCCUCCUGCCACCCCCACCCCCAGAACUCUUGAUGGACACACCGCCAAUGGAGAAUGAAUACCGACCAUCUAUUGAAGCUUAUGGUUCUCAGUCAUCAUUGAUUGCUGAAUGUGGCACUCCAAGGUCAUCUAAGGUCUUGGAGGCCAUGCCUUCAUACUGUUGUACUACACCUAAAUCCCUACUGUCUCUGGACUGUUCAUCUACCGAGACUCCUCCUCCAACCCUUGUUCCCAUCACACCAUUAGCACUCCCCAUCCUGGAAGCAGUUAACGAAUCAGAGGAGACACCACAAGACAUGGAACCAAAUCAUCAGUCAAAAGCUCCUGAAAACUCAGUAUUAGCAGUUCCAGUUCAGGUUACCCAAGUCAAAGAAAUGUCCACAAGUUCUCGAAGAGUCUCCGUAGGGCCUGUGCUGGUCCCACCUCCAAUGAAGUCCAAAUUGCACAAACCUGACCUGUGCCAGUUAUCCAGUGAGAGUGAAGCUAGCAUGGAUCAGAAACCCCCAUCUACUGGUGACACACCCAAUCAUAACUACUUGACAGAUGCCCUCACAGACCUGGACACAAGUACAGAGAAGGAUGAUGUGUUCACCUACCGCCAAGCACUGUCUGGUGCGAUGAAGUCACUGAAGACUGCCUAUGCCUCUUCUAUCGAAGACAUCACAGCAGAUGUCCCUAGACGACAUCGGAACCUCGGUAAAGGCCUGAACACAAACUUGUAUACCGAAGAUGUUAUUGACCAGAGGACCACACCAAAGCACGACACUAGGAACAGAUAUCAUUCUGAAAACAGUGCUGAACAUCUAAAGAGGACCAUCCAAGAAAUGAAGCAGUCUGAAGGUAGUUCCAGUUCUACAUCCAGCAGUGUAUCAGAGAACUCAGAAGGGCAUGAAGUAAAAAAGGUAAUGAAAAAGCCACCAGUGCUGAAACCAAAGCCAAACAAAAGCAAAGUUGCUGAGGCAGUUGAAAAGGCGCGACAGAGACAGUCGUCCAGUGACCGUAGCUCAGUGUCCAGUUCGGCCAGUGACCGGGGCUCGGUGUCCAGUUUAGCCAGUGACAGAUCAUCCAGGUCCAGUAGUGAGGUGUCCAGUGAGGAGAACAUGCAGAGAAAGCCUUCAAACUCAUCUGGAUCUGUAUCACGAGUGCUUGGAUCAUUGAACCAGAACUGUGUCAAUCGUUCAACACCAUCGCCAAAGAAACCUGCCAGAACAUUCAGUGCUAAGAAAACCAGUGGUGAUAAACCACAGAGCCCCAGAACCCCCUUGACACCAACUGGGCAGGUGAGAAGCAUCUUGAAGACAACUCCAGUUUCUGGGACAUGUGACAGAGAAGGUCAAGGUCAAAACUUUGACAGGAAGGCAUCCUGUUCAAGGUCACUCACAGAGAAGGUUGUGGAGCAGACAAGGCCCUCUUUGGGUUGGGAUGUGUUUGAGACAGACAUUGACAGUGUGCUUGAUGAUGACUGUGAAAACAAAGACCCUAAUUGUGCCUCACGGGGAGUCCGGGAAACAGAUCUAGAUAGGAUUCUCGAGGAGAUGCAGUCCAAUUAUCCACUGUCUCCCCUCCUCAGUGUUGAUACAGCCUCAGAGAUGAACAUAUAGACUACAGGGUAUAACUAUCAGCAGUAGGACAAUCCUGCUGGAUCUUUCCAGUAAACCCGUAAUACUGCUGCUUCAGAUUAUACACAUAGACAACUAUAUUUUCAACCAACUGAUCCAAAUUUGCAGAUGUUGUGCAAAUGCAUCAAAAUAGGGUAUAGAGUAUGUGUGUUGUGGGAUUGAUCCAUUUUUAUUUGAAAGUGGGUGGGCUGAGGGAAAACCCCCCUAACAUGAUUGCUGUGCUACGAGUAUUUCGAAUCUUUAUUUCUGCAGUCAUUGCUUUGAGGGUGCGUGUCACAGUGUAAUGCCAAUACUAGACAAUGCUAGCGGUAGCAAUAUUGUAUAUUCUGUAUGAUACUUGUAAAUUACCUUUCUGCAAGAACUAGAAGUCACUCUCUGCUUACCAUUUACAAUAUGUCUUUCAUGAAACUGUAUUUGAAAAGUAGUAAGAAAUAAUAAAAUGGUUGCAUCAAACGGAAUGAAAACAAUAUUGUUUUAGUUCAGGAUUUAUUGAAUAACACUUGAAAAUUAUCUUGAAGUACACAUAAUUUACAGGUGCAUCCUUGAUCUACAUCUUGUUGAAAGUUCCUGCUUUUUAUGCAUGUGCAUGUUUUCAUAAUGUCCAGCUAAUAAUGUAUUGUCAGCCACUCUUUGUCAUACCAUGAUAAAUGUAAAGUAAUAUUUCUGUGAUCUUUCUUUUCUAUCAGAUUAAUUCAUAUUUUUUUCUUAUUUCAAAGAUUCUGGUUGUAUCUUUCAGUGUAAAAGUGCUAAGUUUUGUUAUUGGUAAAGCUUCAAAUAAAAAAAGUGACAGUUUAAAUUUGAAUUCCUUUCCAAAACAGGUAAAAACAUGGCUGUUAAAAUAAGUGCGUAUGCACAUUUGAGAAUUGUUAAGUAGGUUUUGAGCCUCAGAUAUCAACAGUUGUCAUCACAAGACCAAGACCAAGAUUUGCAUCCUUGAAUAAUCACUGUACUAUUACUCCAUUCUAGAAUGAUUAAUACCAUGGACCAAUUCACCACCAUAGCUUCAUUUAGAGUCUCAUACGGGGAACAUAUCCCAAUGCUUGUCGUAAGGGGUGCCUUAAUGGAUCAGGAGAUCGGGCUUGGUGACUUGGUUGAUGGCAUAUGUCAUCAUUCCCCAAUACCAAUCACUGGAUUGUCUGGUCCAGACGCUAACAUUUACAGGCUGCUGUCGUAUAGCUGGAACAAUGCUGAGUGUGGCAUUUAACAAACAAUCAAUCAAAGGACACAAUGCUAAAUAUAGUGGUCCAAACAAUUUCAACACAUCUUUCAUCAUUGGAACAAUCAGCAUUUCCAGCGGCACCCAACUUGACCUGGACAACAGCGAAUGUCUUGUAAGUUGUUGUCAGAGUAGGCAUUUGAUUGGUUGUUGAUUUCAAGCUAAUGAGCAAGAGAUUGUGAUGACAUUGAAGGGCUGCUGAUAUCACUUCCAAAAUGAAGGUAUUUGUCAAUACUAAACCCUUGAUCAUAGAGGAUGGAUUUGAACAACGUUAUAAUAUCAUUAGUCUGUCUCACAGACCCUGAUACAAAUAUAUAUCAAAUACAGCCCAUGCAAGUCUAUAAUGUUUGGCAAGUCUAGAUUACUGCAGUAUCUGAAAAUGAAGAGAAUCACUGGGCUCCCUUUUAUUAUAUUUUUAUUAAGAUAACUGAACAAUUUUUUUUCUUUACGAUAUGUUCAUUUCAGAGACUAGAUGUUAGUCUAUUAUAUCAUGAGUAUUAUAUCCAUUCCCCUGGAUGCCAACGGUAUAGCACCAUAAUCACUGUUUAUAGGGUGCACCUUAGUUGAAUACAUGUUAAUAUUUUUUUUCGUAAUCACAAGGACCCCAUAAUCAAAAUAGAAAUUGCAUGCCUCAUAAUGUGUAUUUGUGCCAUACAAGUAUCUUCCAUUCCUUACAGGGCAGCUAAAGGCUCUGAUACAAUGAUCAUGUCCCGAUAAAUGUACUUACACUUUAUACAACAAUGCAUUACCCGAACAUUUACCAACACACUGGGUUUGCAUGACCUGUUCACUUAAACGGAUAUGCUUUUCAUGGAACUAAGUAUUUGGCUGUGCACCAAGUCUUGUUCUUGCAACUGCACGUCACUCAUCUGAAUAUAUUUUUCUUGGCACUACUGAGCAAUGUCAUCCUCAUCAAUUCUUUGGAAAUCUGUCUCAAGUAGCUGUAUUCCAUGUACAUAAAUGUGCUAUUAAAUGCCUGAUAUACCUUUA